GAAACGUGAGCGCGGAAACUUAAAGGGCGCGCACGCCUUGUGGCCGUAAAUACGUCAGAGGAGCGCGCCCUCGUUCUUUCUUUCUCUCGUCCUGAAGAUGGCGGCAGGGACUCUGUACACGUACCCAGACAACUGGCGGGCCUUCAAGGCCCAGAUUGCAGCCCAGUACAGUGGUGCUCGCCUCAAAGUGGCCAGCAGCUCCCCUGCCUUCACCUUCGGGCAGACAAACCGUACUCCUGCCUUUCUCAACAACUUCCCUCUGGGCAAGGUACCUGCCUACCAGGGAGAUGACGGCUUCUGUCUGUUUGAGAGUAAUGCCAUUGCUCACUACCUGAGCAAUGAUGCCCUGCGUGGUGCCACUCCCCAGGCCGCAGCCCAGGUGCUGCAGUGGGUGAGCUUCGCUGACUCAGAGAUCAUCCCUCCAGCCAGUGCAUGGGUCUUCCCCACUCUGGGAAUCAUGCAGUUCAACAAGCAGGCCACAGAGCAGGCCAAGGAGGACAUUAAGAGAGUUCUCACUGUGCUGAACCAACACCUGAACACCCGCACCUUCCUUGUGGGAGAGAGGGUCAGCCUUGCUGACAUCACUGUGGCCUGCUCCAUGCUCUGGCUCUACAAACAGGUCCUUGAGCCUUCUUUCCGUCAGCCAUACGCCAACGUGACCCGCUGGUUUGUCACCUGUGUCAACCAGCCCCAGUUCAAGGCUGUCCUCGGAGAGGUCAAGCUGUGUGAAAAGAUGGCCCAGUUUGAUGCCAAGAAGUUUGCUGAGAUGCAGCCCAAGAAAGAGACCCCCGCUAAGAAAGAGAAGGGAGGAAAAGAGGCUGCCAAGCCUCAGGAGAAAAAAGAAAAGAAAAAGGAAGAGAAGAAGCCAGCCCCAGAAGAGGAGAUGGACGACUGUGAUGCUGUUCUGGCCGCUGAGCCUAAAGCCAAGGACCCCUUUGCACACCUGCCUAAGAGCGCAUUUGUCAUGGAUGAGUUCAAGAGGAAGUAUUCCAACGAGGACACUCUGACAGUAGCCCUUCCCCACUUCUGGGAGCACUUCGACCGUGAGGGGUACUCCAUCUGGUAUGGCCAGUACAAAUACCCCGAGGAGCUUACACUUACCUUCAAGAGCUGCAACCUUAUCACAGGUAUGUUCCAGCGCCUGGACAAACUCAGAAAGAAUGCCUUCGCCAGUGUCAUCUUGUUCGGCACAAACAACGACAGCAGCAUCUCUGGCAUCUGGAUCUUCAGAGGCCAGGACCUGGCCUUCACUCUGUCUGAAGACUGGCAGAUCGACUAUGAGUCAUACGACUGGCGCAAGCUGGAUCCAGACAGCGAGGAGUGCAAGACCAUGGUAAAGGAGUACUUUGCAUGGGAGGGAGACUUCAAGCACGUGGGUAAAGCAUUCAACCAGGGUAAGAUCUUCAAGUGAGAGGACACUGGGACAGUCUGAACGAAAGCACUCUGCGCUUCUGCUCUCCAAAACUUACAACCUAUGGACUUUCAGCCACCACGUGCUUACUUAACUGCAAGAAUGACUUGGAAUGACAGUGUUUAAAGACGACUGAAUUUUGUCUCAGUGGCCCCAAACUGGGUUUUUGUUUUGACCUGCAAAAAUAAAGCAUUUUCCACAAUGCCA
Toxotes jaculatrix (banded archerfish) is the source of this 1618-nucleotide messenger RNA. RefSeq names its product eukaryotic translation elongation factor 1 gamma (gene eef1g). NCBI's taxonomy places the organism in Eukaryota, Metazoa, Chordata, Actinopteri, Toxotidae. The coding region runs from base 98 to 1411 and encodes 437 amino acids. The transcript has 10 exons. Gene Ontology annotation, cellular component: nucleus; cytoplasm. The record is from RefSeq and is a predicted model, not a curated record. Gene Ontology annotation, biological process: translational elongation. Gene Ontology annotation, molecular function: translation elongation factor activity.